This is a messenger RNA of Spirodela intermedia, 2969 nucleotides long. NCBI's taxonomy places the organism in Eukaryota, Viridiplantae, Streptophyta, Magnoliopsida, Alismatales, Araceae. The record is from the annotation of a GenBank genome assembly.
AUGGAUACGAGAAAGCCAUCAACGAUGAGUCCAUUUUCUGUAAAUAUUUAGAGAAGAAAAAUCGCAGAAAUUUCGUCUUCUCUUCUCCCCACGAAUAGGUCCACCCGCCACACGACAUUAGGGUCUUUGGUGACUGGCUAAUCGUUAACAGUGAAAGGCUUCGACGCCGUCACUGGCUCAACAGUGAGGCAGCUAGUUACACCAUGGUUUAGCAGAAGCACAUCGACACCAUCCGAGAAGGAGGGGACAGUGGUGGGGGAUUGAAAACCACAGGGUUCGUAGUCAUACACGCCGUAUAUUGGAGGAAGCUAGGGGUAGGCACUGAAAGCCUGCAAUAGCUCCGAAAAGCCAUCCCCUUCCCCUCUUUCCCUGCAUUCUCAUAUUCUUCGCCCCUACGUAUCAUUCUAUGUGCAGAGGAUCGACUACGCCGACAACAUGGCGAUUCAAGCGAAGAUCGAAGAUUCCAAGCGGAAGCUCCGUGAUGGUUAUGAAAAAGACGGAAACAGUGAGUAAAUUUCUAGUUUAUGUAGUAAUAUAAGAACCCGCUUCUAUUUUUGGAGUCGGCGACGGGGCGUUAACUGGUUUUUCUCGGGGAGUGCAGUGAAGAAGAUGAGGACCGUACAAGUCAUGACGCCGCAGGACGCACCCAAAUCAGGGCCCGACCCCAGGAGAUCACGGCGCUGGUGUUAAGCAGCUUUACGUCCAUUGACUUUCAAGGCAGAGCUUCUUUUUUUCUCUCUUCCUCUGCGUCUCGAAUUUCCAGAAUGUUUAUAGCAGAGAAGGAGACGAUUGUUGUCUCAUCUCAUGUGAUGAUGGUUUGAUCCAUUGCUUUAGUCGUUGACUAAUCCAAGUGAAUCCGCCUACUGCUUUACAUUACGAUGAACUGUACUUGAUUGGUAGAUAGAGGUAUAUAGAUUGAUCUUUUUAUAAGAUAGGGAUUUCGUUAAUGAAUUGGUCAUGGACACAGGCAGCAAGCAACGCCAUGGUUUUAUCAGAAGCACGUCCACACCAACCGAGAAGAAGGAAGGGGGGGCAGGGGAUUGAUAACCUUAUCGACCAUAGUUGAUAGAUAGAUGGAAGGAAAGAUAGAAGCAUGCAAAGCAUGUAGUGAGUGGUGGGAGGGAUUUAGGGCUCCUCGUGGUCGGCAUCUGCUUCCUCGUCCUCGUCGUAGUCGCCGUCGUCUUCGGCGGUGGCGUCCUGGUACUGCUGGUACUCGGAGACCAGGUCGUUCAUGUUGCUCUCGGCCUCCGUGAACUCCAUCUCGUCCAUGCCCUCGCCGGUGUACCAGUGGAGGAAGGCCUUGCGGCGGAACAUGGCGGUGAACUGCUCGCUGACCCGGUGGAACAUCUCCUGGAUGGAGGUGGAGUUGCCGAUGAAGGUGGAGGCCAUGGAGAGCCCCCGAGGGGCCAUGUCGCAGACGCUGGACUUGACGUUGUUGGGGAUCCACUCCACGAAGUAGGACGAGUUCUUGUUCUGCACGUUGAUCAUCUGCUCGUCCACCUCCUUGGUGCUCAUCUUCCCCCUGAACAUGGCAGAGGCGGUCAGGUAGCGCCCGUGGCGGGGGUCGGCGGCGCACAUCAUGUUCUUGGCGUCCCACAUCUGCUGCGUCAGCUCCGGGACGGUCAACGCCCGGUACUGCUGCGAGCCACGGGAAGUCAGCGGGGCGAAGCCCACCAUGAAGAAGUGGAGCCGGGGGAAUGGGAUCAGGUUCACGGCGAGCUUCCGGAGGUCGGAGUUCAGCUGUCCGGGGAAACGGAGGCAGCAGGUGACGCCGCUCAUGGUGGCAGAUAUCAGGUGGUUCAGGUCGCCAACUGCGAAAGCAAACCCACACAGAGAACCAGCAGAAGAAGAUGGGGGAUUUAGCCAUUUGUGGGUAUAUGAUAGCUAAUAAAUGAUGACGGAGAAGCAUUGAGGUUGAGGGAGGAGGCUCACAGCUGGGGGUCGUGAGCUUCAGCGUCCGGAAACAGAUGUCAUAGAGGGCCUCGUUGUCAAGCACCAUGCACUCAUCCGCAUUCUCCACCAGCUGAUGGACGGAGAGCGUCGCAUUGUAAGGCUCCACCACUGUGUCUGAGACCUUGGGAGAUGGGAAGACAGAGAAGGUGAGCAUCAUCCGAUCGGGGUACUCCUCUCUGAUCUUCGAGAUGAGCAGUGUUCCCAUGCCGGAGCCAGUUCCUCCACCGAGAGAGUGGCACACCUGGAAACCUGAACUCAGGGAAGCAGCAAAACUGGUCUCAAAAGACAGUUCUUGAUACAGGCGCUGAACACAAAAUCCCCCCUUGCCCAGUUCAAGGCGGGAGUUAAGGUCCAAGGUGACUAGCUCGAACAGAAAAUUUUCAUAGACACUAACUAAUAAAGAAGAGAACUCUGGGAAGAGCAGGAACCAUUAUGGUGUACAGUUUCGUGGAUUAUUUCUUAAUGAUAAAUCCAGCACUAGAGCAAGUAAUAAAAACUAAGUCACCGCACUGAGACCACAGAAAUUUUCACGCGCGCACACACACGUACAAAUUUAAGUCGCGUUUGCAUUGGAGACUAAAUAUACCUUGAAGGCAAUCGCAGUUUUCUGCUUCCUUUCUGACAACAUCAAGAACAGAGUCAAUGAGUUCUGCACCCUCAGUGUAAUGCCCCUUUGCCCAGUUGUUUCCAGCACCAGACUGCCCAAAUACAAAGUUAUCCGGACGGAAUAUCUGCCCAUAUGGACCAGUGCGGACGCUGUCCAUGGUACCCGGCUCCAGAUCCAUGAGAACAGCCCUAGGAACAAAUCUACCACAAGAUGCCUCGUUGUAGUAGACAUUAACACGUUCGAGUUGCACGCCGGAUUUUCCAGUGUAUCUCCCAGUGGGGUCGAUACCAUGCUCAUCACAUACUACUUCCCAGAACUUGGAUCCAAUCUGAUUACCACACUGACCACCCUGGAUGUGGAGGAUUUCCCUCAUCUUAACCUGAUAACAGAAAUAGGCAGAAGAGCAUAA